GGUGCCUGUACGUUGGUAAACGGCCAUCGCCAGUAUAUGUACAUGUACAGUGCACUCAACACAUGCACGGCACACGUAUACGCGUUGAAUAUAAAUGAAUUGCAUUCAAGCGCGCGAAACAACCCAGUGUCCUUGAAAUUGAAAACAUGAAAUUCCUCGGAAUAGUCCCAAAAUCUCGUCGAUUCAGCUUCAGCUCAUAGGAACAGCUAGUCAAAUAUAUGGACCGUCGAUGGAGUGAAACGGAAAUACCAUUGUGAACUGUUGUCCGAAGGAAUUAUACCAUUUAUCAUGGCUGGUUCGUCAUCCACUAUGUCGAAAGUGAAGGUUGCCGUGCGAGUCCGUCCCGUCAACCGACGAGAAAUAGACUUGGGAACAAAAUGUUGCGUGGAUAUGGAUGAACAACAGACAAUUUUGCUGCCGAUAUCUUCAAAGGCAUCAGACAGGAAAUCACCAAAGACCUUUGCCUUCGACCAUUGUUUCCUCUCCAUGGAUGAGAAGAAUCCCAAAUUUGCAGGUCAAGAGAAAGUUUUCAAGUGCCUUGGGCUUGACAUUCUAGACAACGCCUUCGAGGGAUACAAUGCAUGCAUCUUUGCUUAUGGCCAAACAGGCUCUGGGAAGUCUUACACAAUGAUGGGGACGGAGGACAAUAAGGGAAUCAUACCGCGGCUGUGUGACACACUCUUUGAGAGGAUAGCCCAGAAUGAGGACGACACAUCCCUUUCUUUCAAAGUGGAAGUGUCCUACAUGGAGAUUUAUAAUGAGAAAGUCAGGGACCUUUUAGAUCCAAGGGGGAAGCAAAACUUAAGAGUAAGGGAGCACAAGAUCUAUGGACCGUAUGUAGAUGGUUUGUCAACUUUAGCUGUUUCUUCAUUUGAAAAUAUAGAUGCCUUGAUGUCAGAGGGAAACAAAUCCCGGACGGUAGCUGCAACCAAUAUGAACUCGGAGAGCAGUCGGUCACAUGCAGUCUUCAAUAUCACGGUGACGCAAACCCUGACGGACAUAGAGACAGACGAAAGUGGAAUAGCCAUUAGCAUGGUGUCUGGUGAGAAAGUCAGCAAGAUCAGUCUGGUUGAUCUCGCAGGCAGUGAGCGUGUCCAGAAGACGGGAUCCACAGGGGACCGGCUCCGGGAGGGGGGCAAUAUCAACAAGUCACUCACGACGCUAGGUCUUGUAAUAUCAGCUCUAGCCGACCAGUCGGUGCCCAGCAAGGGGAAGAAGAAGAACACAUUUGUGCCUUAUCGGGACUCUGUGCUCACAUGGUUACUCAAGGAGUGUUUAGGAGGCAAUAGUAAAACAGUCAUGGUUGCUACAAUCAGCCCCGCCAGUGAUAACUAUGAAGAGACGUUAUCCACACUACGGUAUGCAGACAGGGCCAAGAGAAUUGUCAACCACGCCGUGAUCAAUGAAGAUCCCAAUGCUAGAAUUAUCCGUGAACUUAGGGAAGAAGUAGACUCCCUUAAAAAGCAGCUGAAAGAGGCAGUGAGUAUGAAGGCUGACACAUUGAAAGAGAGACUUCACGAGUCAGAGAAACUGAUGAAAGAAAUGACACUCAGCUGGGAGGAGAAACUGCUCAAGACAGAGCAAGUCCACAAGGAGAGGCAACAGACUCUAGAAAGAAUGGGAAUCUCCGUCCAGACAUCUGGUAUCAAAGUGGAACGCAACAGGUGUUUCUUGGUCAACCUGAAUGCCGAUCCAUCCCUGAAUGAGCUACUGGUCUACUACCUUAAGGAGCACACAUUGGUGGGCAGAGUGGACUCUGACAAGGAGCAGGACAUCCAGCUGAACGGCCUGGGCAUCAUGUCUCAGCACUGCAUCAUUGAUGUGGAGAAUGAGAUGGAUGUGUACUUAAUACCCAUGGAAGGAGCCAAAUGCUGUGUAAAUGGUUCAACAAUAACUGACCGGACAGCUCUGAGGCACGGUGACAGGAUUCUCCUAGGCAACUACCACUUCUUCCGAAUCAACUGCCCCAGGCCGCCUGGAGUUGGAUCCAGCGGUGCUUCCACUCCAGAUGCCGAGCCGCAGAAUUCCAACUAUGACUUCGUCUACGCCCAGAAUGAGGUCAUGAUGAAAGAAAUGACCAAUGAUCCUGUCCAAGCGGCCAUGCAGCUCCUGGAGUCCCAGCACCAGAAGGACAAGAAGGGGGCCCUGGAGAAGCAGCGGGAGAAGUACGAGCGGGAGCUGGAGUCACUGCGCAAGCAGCUGAUGCCGCAGCGGAGGGGGACAGCGGCUGGUGCCGGCGGCGGGGAGCGGACCGAUACGGCCUACUACUCGGACCAGAGCCCCGGCAGCGAGGCUAGCAGCGGGGAUGGGGGACCGAACCUCAAGUACAAGGAGUGGGCGGAGGAAAGGGACGAACUAUUCCGUCAGAGUCUGGCCAGGCUACGGGAGGAGGUGGUCAAGGCCAACGCCCUGGUCCGAGAGGCCAACUUUCUCGGGGAGGAGAUGGGCAAACUGACGGAGUUCAGAGUCACGUUGCAGAUACCAGCCUGCAACCUCACCCCAAACAGAAAGCGAGGAGCCAUUGUCAGCGAGCCAGCCAUCCAGGUCAAGCGGAAGGACCGAGGCACCCAGAUUUGGUCAGUGGAGAAGCUGGAGAAUAAGAUCAUUGACAUGCGGGAGAUGUACAACGAGAGGAAAGAAAAAGGUCUACCGUUGAAAGAUGUGGGACCGAUGCGGCCUCGCAAGCUCUCCUUUCUUGAGUCUCAGGAUUUCCUAGCUGGGAUUCUGUCUCUGCAGGAUUAUUUCUUGCCUAAAACUCGCCAUCCCCCUGGAAUUCCACCGGCCAAUAAGUCCAAGAAGGAAGCAGAGGACCCAAUCUGUGAGGAUCCAUUUUACGAGUCACAAGAGAACCACAGCCUGAUUGGUGUGGCUAACAUCUUCCUCGAGGUUCUUUUCCACGAUGUGAGACUGGACUAUGCUGUGCCCAUCAUCAGUCAACAGGGAGAGGUGGCUGGCAAGCUCCACAUUGAGAUCCAGCGAAUCAGCGGCUCCAUCCCAGCCACUGAUCACUCCGUGGAUAGCCAAUCGGAGAGCAGCAAUGAGAGUUCCAGCGGCUACGAGGGGUUGGAAGACCACGAGCCGGAAGGGGGACUGGCUGUUGGGGCCCCACUCAUGUGUAGGAUUAAGAUUAAGGAGGCAACUGAUCUGCCACCGAGCCUGGCCCAUUUUGUCUUCUGUCAGUACACCUUUUGGGGCGUGGAUGGCCCUACCGUGGUGCCACCUCUCAUCAAUCCUGACCUAGAAGAAUUACCAGGGCGACCAAAGGACGGCAGCAAAGGGAGCAUGAGGUUCAGUCACAGCAAGGAGUUUACCGUCAAUGUGUCCGAGGACUUCAUUGAGCAUGCGCUGGAGGGCUCCCUUGCCAUCGAGGUCUGGGGACAUCGCAGUAGUGGGUUCAACACAUCCUCCAAACCAGGCUGGGAGAUUGACAAUCUCAGUGCCAAGUCAAGGUCACUAGCAGACAGGUGGGGCGAAUUGAUCCGAAAGAUUGAGAUGUCCUGCGAGAUCCACGAGCUGAACGAACAAGGUGACUACGUUCCUGUGGAGUGUCUGCACAAAGCGGAGGUCUUAACGGGAGGAAUCUUCCAGCUUAGACAGGGGCACUCAAGGCGAAUCCUAAUACGGGUAAAACCUGUCCAAAAUUCAGGCACCUUGCCCAUUAUUUGCGAAGCAAUCACUUCAGUCACUGUCGGCAGCAUCUGUGCACGGUCAAAACUCCAGAAAGGAUUGGACAGCUACCAGGACGACGAUCUGAACCGGUUGCGGACGCGAUGGUCUAAUGCGCUGAAGCGGCGGCACGAGUACCUUGAUGACCAGAUCAAGCGGAUUAUGGACAAGCAGGGUAAGACACAGAAGGACUAUGAAAGGGAGGCCAGCCUGAUCAACCAAUGGGUGUCUCUGACAGAAGAGAGGAAUGCAGUCUUGGUGCCGGCACCGGGGAGUGGAAUACCGGGUGCGCCUGCCAACUGGAAGCCGCCGGUCGGCAUGGAGACCCAUAUACCAGUUUUGUUCUUGGAUCUCCAAGCGGAUGACAUGGGCACAUCCGGCGGACUGGAAGGCAUGAAUGCAGCUGGCUACAACUCCAUCUUACCCAAAGAACACGGGAAUAAAAUGUUCAACCUUCCUAUCGUCAAGUACUGUGAAAAAGAUGUAUGUGCCGUUGCAUCCUGGGAUUCUUCCAUCCAUGACUCGCCUCACCUCAACCGUGUGACAAGCCCCAAUGAGCGGAUCUACCUGAUUGUCAAGGCAGUGGUGCAGCUCAGCCACCCGGCAACAAUGGAGCUGGUGCUCCGAAAACGCAUCUGCGUUAACAUCUACAAGAAGCAGGGUAUCACCUCCACCAUCAAGAAGAAGAUGGGCAGGAUGGAUUCAGUCCAGUCCUGUGGUGUAACUUACGAAAUUGUCUCAAACAUUCCAAAGGCAUCAGAGGACCCGGAGGACAGGGAAUCACUGGCCCUGAUGGCCGGUUCCGGGACAGAGGAGAAUACGACGUCCUCGGACGGCGAGACGUACAUUGAGAAGUACACGCGGGGCGUGUCAGCAGUGGAAAGCAUCCUGGCACUUGACAGGCUCAGACAGGAGGUGGUAAUCAAGGAGAAGCUGGCAUCCAGGGGCAGGAAUCUUAGGAAGACAGCCAGCGUGCCCAAUAUACCAGGUGCAAUGUCCCGUUCCAUUGACACCAGUAGAUCCAUGGAUGCGCUUGAUGAUGAUUUUAGGUUGAUCCGUUCGGAGAGUCUACGUAACCUCAGCCCCAACCCUUCCCCCGGCUCCUUGGGCGGUCCGAUCCCCUACUUGGCAGCGAAGCCUGCUCGGCCCCGUUCCCUCCUCCUGACGGACCAGAACACCUACAUCAUCUCUGGCUCCGCCUACCAGCCGGACGUCUACGGGGUGUACCCCUAUGGUAGUAGCCCUUACAGCAGUAGCCCACAGCAUCACCAGUUUGUCAGCAUGAGUCCCACGCACAGCCCCGGGUUGUCGCCCCACGUCUACCUCAGCAGUCCUGUGGGGCUGCGACCUGUGACCUAUUCCAAAGGGGUCAAAUCCCUGCGACCUGUUCGUGAAGAGCAGAGCAGAGAGCUUGACGCUGCCAGUAAACGCAAGCCGGACCUAGUUGAUAGUCUUUGUUACCAUGGCAACUCCACCCAGCUUCACUCCAAGUCUUCCUCUCAGCAGCAGCCCCACCAGCAUCAUUCCCUGCCUCUUCUCCUCCCAAGCGAUCAUCGGGACAUGGCCGAGGUUGGAGAUGCCAUCUUCAGGAUGUCCUUCGAGGACUCCUCUGAGAUCUCCAAUCCAAGGACUUUCACCAUUGGUGAUGAGCCAGUGAGAGUCAGCAGGCAGGAUUCAAGGAACAGUGAUGGAUCAUCAAGUAGAUUGAGGUUGGAUGGGUCUUCUAGAGAACAAACUAAAAGCUAUCAGACAUCCACCCCGCAAAAGAUGUUUAAGAGGAGUGACAUCUUUUCACCAAGGGCAGAUGAUCCUUUAGAUUUCCUCAUUGACUUUGGUAAAGCUGUUGAUUCUUCAUCCCAAGAUUUGGAAGUGAUUGUUGCAGAAACUACAAAAGACAGUGAAUCCUUAUCAGCCUUGAAAUCUAAACAAGCUGAUUCCCAGUCUGAGGCUUUGCCUGUUUUUGAUCCUUUAGGAGUAGUACGUCUUGAUUCCCUUGAAGACCAUCCAACCUUAUGCAGGAAAAUCUCGUCAUCAUCAGUAUCAGGAGAUCCACUGUCAUCUACUUGCUCUGCCAAAUCGAGCAUACAAGGGCAUCAGUCUCUCCAAGAUUCUGAAGAUAAUUCUAAGAAUCAGAAGGAAGACUCAGUAUUUAUCAACCUUAAUGUUGGAGGCUCUGCUGAACCAGAGCUUCACAGUAGACCUCCAGAUGGCUCUGCCGCCAACUUCGACAAGGCAGUACCACUUCUGCAACCAACUCCAGCCUACUCACGUGCUAUUUUUCAGCCAUACCGCACUGAAGCCUCAGAAUGUUUACAAGGAGCCAAGUUGAAUUCAGAGAGUAAGUCUUUCAAGAGAACAGUUUCUGAAGACCUUGAAAUGUCCUUGUUCUCACCACAGGAGCAAGAGUUGCAUAAGUCUCUUCAUAGCUUGUUCCAACACGAUUUAGAGAAUUUUGAUAAUGAAUGGGCUGUAUUUGAGGAGCUUGAAGCACCAAGGAAAGAGAAUGGCUCUCCAAGCUCUUCAGAAAAAAACCCUAGAGUCUCUAACUUCACUGAGAACUCAUCAAAUUUGUGUGUGAAUGAAACUCCUAAAAACCAAGAUGGAAGUGCAGAGUAUCUUGAAUCUGAACCAAAUUCAGAGGAUGGCAUCUUGGCACAAAAAGUAGUUAAAAAGAAAUCUGGGAGAAAUGCUGCAAAUCAGGCCUUGGAAGUUUCAGUGACCCCCGAUGAAAUUUCAAGUAGCAUUCAAACAAAAAAUCAUACAUCUUCAAGACAACCGGGAGAUUCAGGCACCAAGUUUCAGCGUCACUUGUCCUCUCCAAAGGCCUGUUGGGUUCACCCCUUACUGUCACCAAGUGAUCAGAUGCUCUUAGAUAAAACAGACAUUCUUGCCAAAACUAGAGAAUCAGGUAGACUUGAGACACAAGUUGUGGAACCCAAGGACUUAAUAACAGGUAGUACUUUAGAUAGAAGUUCUGCCAGCCAGUCUUUGGCCUCAGGCCAAGUGAUAGAAGCUGUUAAAGUUCAGUUUGAGGUGAAACUUCAGGAGGUGACCAGCACCAAACCAAUUCCUAUCCACCACCAGUCAGUGCGGAAGCAGGAUUGCCCGGAGUCAGCUGCUCUCACAGCCCUUGACCGUCCACCGGAGCUCUUGCUCCAAGACACAGACAACAAUAACAUGAUGUUGUCAUGGGAUGGCCUUCAAUCAUCUCAAGAUACUCCUGCCGCCUCUCAGGAGCUGCUCCCGUCUCCUGACCCUGUCCGAGAGUCAUCCCAUUCCCAGGACGAGGACACCUUGUCUCAGCUCUCCUUGACGGACAGUGACUGCCUGACGGGAACAUCUGCCAGUGACCUGGAUGACACCUUCAGCUACGGAUCAUAUGACAGCCGCCAGGAAGGCUCCUACAAGAGCAUGGGUAAUGAGACACCCUCCUGGCUGAGCAUCGGUGGGCGAGUCGACGUCGGGGGGACGAGAAGCGGAGUGGUCAAGUUUGCCGGAAAUACAGCCUUCCGUCCUGGCAUUUGGAUUGGAGUGGCUUUGGACUCUGCUGUUGGUAAACACAAUGGCUGUGUCCAAGGUGUCCGCUAUUUCACCUGCCGACCCAAGCAUGGCAUCUUUGUCAGACCAGACCGCCUUUCCCCUUCUGUGGCCCAUAGUGCAUCCUCUCCGGCCAUCACAACAGUGGCCCCUGUUGACAGGACGCAGCCCCCGUCAAAGAGAAAAGUCAGCAUCGAAAAGAAGACCAACACCACCAAGGGCAGAGUGGGUGAGAGAGGGGCAGGAGAUGCUAGGCACCAAGGCAGCCGGAGAGCACCAAACGGGAACAAAGUGGUAAAAAGCUGAGGGGUGAAUCCCAAACCGGUUCUCACAAGAUCUAGCUGGUCUGAACUGGUUCUGUCCAGCUCUGAAGUUGCAAGCAUGCUUGUGAAAAUACAGUACCUGUAGUACUAUUUUCCUUAAUGGAUCAGAAACUGUCUAGAACCAUAUCAUAGAACCUGCUAGAACUGGUUGGAACUUGCCAGAACUAAACAGCAUUUCUCAGAAUGAUCUUAUGUCAUAUUUGGGCAACGCCUCCAGUUUAUCAGUAAGUCUCCAUCUGAGUAUAAUUCUGGUGGCAUUGCUCAAAUGAUAUUCAAAUACUCUCACAAGUGAAUUUGUUUCAUGUAGUUUUUCAUAUUUUCAAACUGCAGAAUAAUGUUCAAAGAGGGAGGGGUCCAAUGAUACCAUCAAGCAUCAGCAAUUAAUAAGCCGAUCAUUAAGCCCCAUCCCAUUACAGGAUCUGCCAAAAAUGGGGGCCAAGUCCCCCAGUCGAAAAAGUAGGGAGGGGGGUACUGGCCACCUGACCUCCACUUCCACCGCCACUACUUUCAAAUCUGUCUGCUGCCAGUAAUAACUUAUUUUUUAAAAAAGGUGAUUCUGUUUGGCUUAUAAAGGAUAAUUGUAAAGCCAUAUACAGUAUAUUUGUACAUACACUUAAAUGAGAAGCAUUUUCAUGGACUGUUUAAGAUUAACGCUUUUAAAAUUUGACUUUGCUAUCAUAAAGCAAAAUUUUUGUUGCAGCCCUUUCUUUCACUGCUUUAGAUACACUUCAGUUUUUCCUUUCCUCAAUGUGACAUACAAAAGUGUGGUCCUUUAAAGAUCCACCCACACAGUUGUUGGCAAUAUUCAACAGCAUCACUGCAAUCAAGUCUGACUUGUACUGUGUGCAUUUCUCUGCUACCUGUAUUCCAAAGUGGUAAAGAUCAAUACGCAAGGAGAGGCCAAAAUUGAAAAGCCAGUUGUCCCGAUUUUAAUGCAAUGAAAAAAGGGGGGAAAGGUCACAGUCACCAAUCUCUUGCAGCUGUUUGGCACAGAAGAAUGCUAACCACAGAUAAUACAGUCAAACCUUGUCAAUAAGAGCACUGUUAGUACAUCUUGCUUAACCCUAACACUCCUCAAUCCUUCACCU
This is a messenger RNA of Acanthaster planci (crown-of-thorns starfish), 8614 nucleotides long. Its product is annotated as kinesin-like protein KIF13A. The record is from RefSeq and is a predicted model, not a curated record. NCBI's taxonomy places the organism in Eukaryota, Metazoa, Echinodermata, Asteroidea, Valvatida, Acanthasteridae. Gene Ontology annotation, molecular function: microtubule motor activity; ATP binding; microtubule binding. Gene Ontology annotation, biological process: microtubule-based movement.